UUCAGAUGUUCCGAGGUUGUAAACAGGAAGACAUGCCUCCACAUGUGUAUGCAUCGGCUCAGAUUGCGUAUCGCAAGAUGCAGACGACGGGCAUUGACCAGUCGAUUGUAUUUGUGGGGAGGAGUGGCAGUGGGAAGACCACCAAUGCUAAGCAUGUGCUACACUAUUUAGUGACAGCCGCAGGCAGCAUCAAUAAUGUAGUCACAGUGGACAAAAUCAAUGCGGCCUCCAUCCUGCUAGAGGGAUUUGGUAACAGUAAAACUAUCAUGAACACUAAUGCCACACGCUACUCACAGAUGACCUCUCUGGACUUUGAUGUGUCUGGCCAGGUAGCAGCAGCCUCUAUACAGGUUUUGCUGCCAGAACGCUCUCGUGUUGUGAGAAGACCAGAAGGAGAGCCAACCUUCCACAUCUUCUACCAGAUGAUUGCUGGGGUGGAUGGGAUGUUAAGGAGUGAACUUCAUCUCCAGAACCUUGAGGAAUACAACAUUUUCAUGACUCCACUGCAGAGGACUGAAGACCAGCAGAAAGCCACACAGCACUGGGCAAAGAUUCUCCAGGCCAUGCACAUUCUGGCAUUUAGUGAGGCUGAGUCCAAAGCCAUCUUCAGUGUGCUAGCUGCCAUAUACCACCUGGGAGUGGCUGGGGCUAUGAAAGGUGUAAACAACCGGCACCACUUUGCCAAGCCAGCCUCAGCCCAGAAGGCUGCCAGUUUACUGGGGACCACAGUGGAGGAGCUGUCCAGGAAUAUCUUCAGUCCUUCCACUGGUUCUCUCCCUAGGGCAUCCUUCAGAGCGUCCCCAGUUGGAGAGAGGAGUGGAGACAUCACAGUGUCAGCCCUGGAGGCCUUGGAGGGUUUUGUUAUAGGAUUGUAUGCUGAGGCCUUUAAUGCUGUGGUCUCCCUCAUCAACAGGUCCCUGUCCUCCAAUUACCGUACCCGUACCUCCAUCACCAUCCUGGAUACCCCGGGGUUCCAGGUGCCUGCCAGCUGUGGGAGGCAGACAGGUGCUACAUUUGAAGAACUGUGCCAUAACUACAUACAAGAGAGGCUACAACUGCUGUUCCAUGACAACACCUUCACCUCCCAGCAGGACAGGUUUGCUCAAGAAAACAUAGACUGUGACUUUGAUGCCAUGUCCUCAGCCAAUCCUGCAGCUCUGGUGGAAGCAAUAGACAGGCAGUCCACCCAGAGUAUGGUGCGAGCCUCUAAUAAUGAUCUACGUGACUAUGAGCAGCGCGGACUGCUGUGGCUGCUGGAUGAAGAAGCCAUCUUUCCCGGCGCCACAGACGACUCCUUCAUGGAGAGGCUUCUCAUGCAUCACGGAGAAGGACAAGAGAAACGGAAAAAGAGACGAACAUCUGCCAUGACUGACCACCUGCUGACCAAGGGUUCAGCUAACAACAGUUUUGUCCUGCAGCACAUGAGGGGCACCACUCCAGUCCAGUAUAACACCACAGGCUGGCUCAGGGUGUGCAGGGAGAACCCCGUCACCAAGAUGGCCAGCCAGGUGCUUCUGGACUCACAACAACCUAAUAUCACCCAGCUAUUCUCCACCAUUCGUGGCCCCAUCUCCACAGUGAUCACAGGUUCUGUGGCUGGGAUAGAGGGCAGCACUGCACUGCGUAGAGUGUCCAGCAUCAGGCGUGGCUAUGUCAGUGGAACAGCAGGACUCAAAAGAAAAUCCGUCUGCUUGCAAGUUAAAUUUCAAGCGGACUCUGUGAUUGAAACCAUACGCCGCAGCCAGCUCCAUUUUAUCCACUGUAUCUUGCCCCACGCCCAGGCUGGCCUGUGUGAGCAGAAAUCCUCCCUUCUAUUGCCAAAUAAAAACUCCACUGCUGAGGACUCCAUGUUAGAUGUGCCAUUAGUGAGAGCCCAGAUCAGAGGCUCAGAGAUAUUAGAAGCUGUCAGGAUACACAGACAAGGUUUCCCUGACCAUAUGCUGUUUGCCGAGUUCCACAAGAGAUUUGAGGUGUUACUGCCCCCUGAAAUGAGACCCAAUGGACCCACAGUAGAUGAGAAACAGGUCUCGGAGCAGAUCCUGCAGUUCUGUGAGGUGGAGAAGAAUAACUUCAAGCUAGGUCUCAGUCAGGUGUUCUUCCGUGCUGGUGUACUUGCCCAGUUGGAGGAUACCAGAGAUGGAAAGAUAGCUGACACUGUCAUAGCAUUCCAGAAGUUCUGCAGAGGAUACCUGGUUAGACAGAGAGUCAAGAAGUUACAGGUCCAGCACAUUGCCAUCAAGUGUAUCCAGCGCAAUGUGAGAAAGUUCAUGCAGAUCAGAGAGUGGUCUUGGUGGAAGCUGUACACCAAGGUGCAGCCUGUCCUCAAUGUGCACAGGACAGAGGAAGAACUGAAGGACAGAGAGGUGGGUACUCCUAAUACAUUGGCACAGUAA
Messenger RNA from Lingula anatina, 2393 nucleotides. Its product is annotated as unconventional myosin-XVIIIa. Lineage: Eukaryota; Metazoa; Brachiopoda; Lingulata; Lingulida; Lingulidae. Gene Ontology annotation, molecular function: cytoskeletal motor activity; actin filament binding; ATP binding. Gene Ontology annotation, cellular component: cytoplasm; myosin II complex; myosin filament. The record is from RefSeq and is a predicted model, not a curated record. Gene Ontology annotation, biological process: actomyosin structure organization.